AGCUGCUAAAACCACCGUUUCCUCUUUCCUCCCCUUCCUCCUCCAAGAUAACAAACCUUCCCCCCGGGCGCUCUCUCCAGUGGGGUGGAGGCUUCGAGCCCGUUCUCCUCUCGUCAGCUCGCAUACGCUUCUGCGUGGAAAACAUGUCUAGAAGGGGCGAUGACGUAGCCUUGUGAGGAUUUAUCAGCUAAGCAGAAAAUGAGCUUAACAUCUUGGUUUUUGGUGAGCAGUGGAGGCACCCGUCAUAGGCUGCCACGAGAGAUGAUUUUUGUGGGAAGAGAUGACUGUGAGCUGAUGUUGCAGUCACGUAGUGUGGACAAGCAACAUGCUGUAGUCAACUAUGAUGCCUCUACUGAUGAACACUUGGUAAAGGAUUUAGGCAGUCUGAAUGGGACAUUUGUGAAUGAUGUUCGAAUUCCAGAACAGACAUACAUCACUCUAAAACUUGAUGAUAAAUUGAGAUUUGGAUAUGAUACUAAUCUUUUUACUGUAGUCAGAGGAGAGAUGAGAGUUCCUGAAGAAGCCCUUAAGCAUGAGAAGUUUACAAGUCAACUGCAGCUAUCCCAAAAAUCCUCGGAGGCAGAAGGAUCAAAGCUAACCAGUGCCAAAGCUACACAGCCAAAGGUACAAGACACCAUUGCUGAAGUGCACCACAAAGUUAUAGACACACUGAAAUCUGAAGAGAAAGUGACAGAUCUUUCUGCCAUGCCUCGGGGCACACCAUUAUAUGGGCAACCAUCAUGGUGGGGUGAAGAUGAAGCUGAAGAACAGAAUGGUUACAAACCUGAUAGUAAACCUGAGGAGAAAAUACAAGAAACUGGAGUUUUAGGAUGCAGCACAGAUGGCAAGCAAGCUGAGGAGCAAUCUGCAGCUGCAAGCGAAGAAGAAAAUUAUCCUUUCUGUAGGGAACCAAGUUAUUUUGAAAUCCCUACAAAGGAAUUCCAUCAACAUUCCCAAAUACCUGAGGGUACUAUUCAUGAGAUCCCAACAAAAGACACACACAUAGCAGGGGCAGGGCAUGCUUCAUUUACUAUUGAAUUUGAUGACAGCACCCCGGGAAAAGUAACCAUCAAAGAUCAUGUUACAAAAUUCACUCCAGAUCAGCGCCACAAAUCUAAGAAGCCUUCUCCUUCUGGUGCCCAGGAUCUUCCUGGGCUUCAAACUGUGAUGAUGGCCCCGGAGAGCAAAGUGGCAAACUGGUUAGCACAAAACAAUCCCCCAACAAUGAUCUGGGAAUCAACAGAGGAAGAUUCAAAAAGUAUUAAGAGUGAUGUUCCAGUCUACUUGAAGAGACUGAAAGGAAAUAAACAUGAUGAUGGGACACAGAGCGAUUCAGAAAAUGCCGGAGCACACAGGCAUUACAGUAGACGGGCAGCACUUGAAGAACAGUUAAGGCAUCAUUAUGCUGAGCAGAAAAAAUUGCACACAAAAUCCCAGGACACAGAGAAACAUUCAGACCAGCCAACUGUUAGUCAGACUGCUUUUAUGAUCGAGUUUUUUGAUGAAGGCCAUUCCCGGAAGAGGAGAUCUUAUUCCUUUUCUCAAAACGUGGGAGUUCUGCUCCCUGAAACAUCUUCUCCGGCUCCCCCUACAAGAACUGAAAAAGCGAGACCUGCAUCAGGCGACUCCAAAGGAAGUUUACCACCUUCACAGAAUAGCUCCGCCCAACAAAGAGCAGUACACGCAAAACUUCUGAAGCAAAAGUCAGAAGAGCCUUCUGCUGCACUGCCUUUCUUACAAACUGCAUUAUUGAGAAGUUCUGGAAGUCUUGGAAAUAGACCAAGUACAACUGAGGACAUGGAGAAAAAGAUUAAAAGCCCGGUCGUUUCGGUGGCCGUUGAAAAGGAGGAGGAUGACCAAAGUGAUAAAGGUACUUACACUAUUGAACUGGAAAACCCCAAUGCUGAGGAAGUAGAAGCUCGCAAGAUGAUUGAUAAGGUUUUUGGAGUGGAUGACAGCCAGGAUUAUAAUAGGCCUGUUAUCAACGAGAGCCAGAAAGAUUUAGUAAAAGAUUGGGCUAUAAAUUCUGCUACAGUAGUGCUGGAAGAAAAAAGACCACUGAGUACAACUGGAUUUCUUGACACAGAGGAAAGCACUGGUAUAUCUGGAAGCAAGCGCUGGGUGUCACAGUGGGCUAGUCUGGCUGCUAAUCAUACGAAACAUGAAGAAAGUGAAGUACGGAUGGAAUCAUUUGCUCCUGCUCCUCUAGAAAAUGAUACAGACAUCAGUGAAUCUGGCCUGUCAGCUAGAAGUGCUGCCUCUGCUGCCUCUUUGACCAGCCAAGGAGAUAGAAAGAGGCGAACACUUCCACAGCUGCCGAAGGAGGAAAAUGCCACAGAAGGACAAAGAACAAAGGUUACAACCCACCAGCGAUCGGAGAUAGGUGAAAAACAAGACACUGAACUUCAAGAGAAAGAAACUCCAACUCAUACCCAGAAAGAAAUAGGGCAAAUUAGUGACAGGAGUGUGACUAAAGCCAGCAGGGCAAUGAAUGGCCUGUCUCCUAAAGCAGACAAGGCACUGCUUCACUCCAACAGUUCCUUUUCUUCUGACAAAGAGAAAAGUGAAAAUGGCAGAGAAACAUCGGUGGUAAAACAAGCUUUGGCUAAAAUUAAGCAGCAGGAACAAAAGGAGGCAACACAUUGGACCCCCACUAAAUUAUCUUCUUCAAAAACACCAAACCAAGCUGAAAGAAGUAGAGACGAGCCGCCUGCUUCUCAUAAAGCAGACAAUAAAGAGAAAGCGUCAGGGCGUGGUUCUGGCAAAGCAGAAAGUAAAGUGGUGCAAAGUGAAGGGAAAAGAAGGAAAGCGGAAGAUGCAACAAGAUGUCCAACUCCAAAAGGGUUUAGUGGGGAUAAAAAAGAAUCAUCAAAGCCGUUGGUGAGACAAGGCAGCUUUACCAUAGAUAAACCAAGCACAAAUAUACCUAUAGAACUAAUCCCUCACAUCAAUAAACAGACAGGAGCUACUCCGCCAUCAUUGUCUUUAACAUCCACUAGUAGAAUAAGUGAGAAAAGUGAUUCCGUGGAAACAGACUCUAGUCUAGAUACAACACUUAUCUUAAAGGACACUGAAGCUGUAAUGGCUUUUCUUGAAGCGAAGCUGCGUGAAGAAAACAAAACCGACGAAGGACCUGAUACUCCCAGCUAUAAUAGAGAUAAUUCCAUUUCGCCUGAAUCAGAUGUGGAUACAGCUAGUACAAUUAGCCUUGUUACUGGAGACAGUGAAAGAAAGCAAUCUCAGAAACGAAAAAGCUUUAGUACCCUGUACAAAGACAGAUGCUCCACUGGUUCACCUUCAAAGGAUGCUUCAAAGUCAUCUUCUACAAGCGCUAGAGACAAAAUUGAGAAGAAAACAAAAAGCCGCUCUUCAGAUGCUGGUUCGAGAGGUGAUGCACGCAAGGUUGUGCAGAGCAGUGGAAGAAUAAGGCAGCCUUCUGUAGAUUUAACAGAUGACGACCAAACUUCUAGCGUACCUCAUUCUGCCAUUUCUGAUAUCUUAUCUUCUGACCAGGAAACAUGCUCUGGCAAAUCGCAUGGAAGGACAUCUUUUACCUCAGCAGAUGAACAUUUACAUUCCAAAACAGAAGGUAUCAAGUCAGCCAAGUUGAGGACCUCUCCAGCAUCAGCUGGGCAGUCCAGUAAAUCAACCACUCUCCCAAGGCCUCGCCCCACAAGGACUUCUCUCUUACGUCGAGCGCGACUUGGUGAAGUGUCAGAUAGCGAACUGGCGGAUGCGGAUAAAGCAUCCGUUGCUUCUGAGGUGUCUACUACAAGUUCUACUUCCAAACCCCCAUCUGGAAGGAGAAAUAUCUCAAGAAUUGACCUGCUCGCUCAGCCACGGAGAAAUAGACUUGGUUCUUUAUCAGCGCGUAGUGACUCUGAAGCAACAAUGUCUAGAAGCACGACAUCAUCUCGUACUCCAGAAGCCAUAAUUAGAAGUGGCAUUAGGAUAACACCACCAGCAGACAGCACUAAAGUUUCUCCUAGAAUGAGAGCAAACAGCAUAUCUCGCCUUUCGGACUCCAAAUCCAAAUCUCUGUCAUCAGCUCAUAAUUCUUCAGCAGAGGCAUACCGUCUUCUCCCAGACCCAGAUCCUGCUGUUGAAACUUACAGUGUAAAUUCAAGAUGGAGGCGCUUUCCUACUGAUUAUGCUUCCACCUCGGAAGAUGAAUUUGGAUCAAACCGUAACUCUCCUAAACAUGCCCGUCUACGUACUUCUCCAGCCCUGAAAACUACUCGAUUGCAGAGCACAGGGACACCAACGCAAAGUAGCAAUAUCUUCAAGCAUAGGAUAAAGGAACAGGAAGACUACAUUCGAGAUUGGACUGCCCAUCGAGAAGAAAUAGCAAGGAUCAGUCAGGACCUGGCUCUCAUCGCACGUGAAAUCAAUGAUGUAGCAGGAGAGAUAGAUUCAGUGACUUCAUCAGGCACUGCUCCUAGUACCACAGUAAGCACUGCUGCCACCACCCCUGGCUCUGCCAUAGACACUAGAGAAGAGGUAGGAGAUCUUCAUGGAGAAAUGCAUAAGCUAGUAGACCGUGUAUUUGAUGAAAGUCUGAACUUCAGGAAGAUUCCUCCAGUGGUAAAUGCAAAAACACCAGAUGGCAACACUCGACCUAAUGAUUCCAAACCACAGACAACAGACCUACCUGAGCCCCCCACAAUUACACGUCGUCGAACCUGGAGUAGGGAUGAAGUUAUGGGAGAUACCUUGCUGUUGUCCUCAGUCUUCCAGUUUUCCCGGAAGAUUAGACAGUCUAUAGAUAAAACAGCUGGCAAAAUAAGAGUCUUGUUUAAGGACAAAGACCGAAAUUGGGAAGACAUUGAAAAGAAGCUACGAGCUGAAAGUGAAAUCCCAAUUGUGAAAACAUCAAGCAUGGAAAUAUCAUCAAUAUUGCAAGAACUGAAGAGAGUUGAGAAGCAGCUACAAGUGAUAAAUUCAAUGAUUGAUCCUGAUGGGACAUUGGAAGCGAUGAGCAAUUUGGGAUUGGCGAGCGCUGUCCAAGCAGCUCAGCCUAAGCAGAAGUCCAGCUCUGUUUCUCAAGGUGCCCAUCCUCAGAUCCAGCCAAACUGCCAGCCAGAAGCAAGAGCUGUUCGAACCACCAUUGCCCCAGCCUCAACUGAACUUGGCAAUGUUGAAUCUGAGCAUGAUUUCAGCAUACAUUUCAAUCGGUUCAAUCCAGACGGAGAGGAGGAAGAUCCAACUUUGCGUGAAUGACAACAUGCUGUCAGAACUUUUAGUAUUGAAUGUGCAGAAUUCAAUGAAAGAGUCCUAGCAUCAUCGUUCAAAAAGUAACAAAAAGUUUGGUAAAAGGGCCAUUGCUUUGUUAUACCAACUACUUAGCUGUGAUGCUUUGGAUGUCGCACACCUCCUGACUCAUUAAGGUAAAAUUGGUAUUGACAUAGAACGCAGUUUGUGGUAAUUGUAUGGGCUUUGCAAGCACUUAUUUUGAACCUUUCCCUCCAUAGUUUACUUAGUUUCAGCAGACUGUUAAAAUGAUAUGCAAGCAGAUGAAAGUCCAGCAUUAUUAAAUUUCUGAGUCUCCUGUGCCAAGCUGAUUUGUGAUUAAACCUCUUCACUCAAAUUUGUAUGAAAUUAUUGAUCAUUUAAACUUGAUUCUGAGUAAGGGGAUCUAAAUUAGGAUAUCCUGCAUCUUAAUACCAUGACACGUUACAAUAUAAGGAGAGACCGGCUUGACAAUGCAUUCAUUGUUGCAUACUGAAGAUUUCAAACCAUUGUGAUUUAUAGAACUUCAUUGCUAUGUAAAUUGUCAUGAGGUUUACAUGAAUAUUAUGUUUGCACUAAGAAUUUGGUGGGAGUUGAAGGUGAACAUAUCAGUAUCAAUAGGGGCUAAUAACUUGGAUGUACAUAGAAAAGUGAUCAUAACUGUCCUUAUUUUAAAAAAGAUGACACCAUGACAAUGGCGCAAAUCCACCUCCCAAAAGUCUAGAUUUGGCCCUUGCUGAUCCUGUUCAAUAUGUCUUUUUGAUGUUGAUGAGAAUGAAAUGUCAUCAUUUUGGAACUAUGAAACCAGUUUAAAUGUAUAGCUUUGUAAGUCUAUUCCUUUAAAUCCUUUCUCAUGCUGUGUCACCAAGGUCAAAUAAAAAUGCAUUUAUAAGUGCUCCUUGAGAUGAUCAUGAGUUGUAAAAUUUUCUUCAAAAGAUUUGGAAAUAGAAUAGUGAUAAUCUGGUCAAUAGACUGACUCCAGACAUCCAAAUUGUUCAUGUUUUUUCCUGUAGACUCUCUAGUAAGUCUCUGUCUUAUAUGUUAUAAGAAUUUCUGGAAGAAAACUGCUAAUGUAGCCCUUUUGCUUAUAAUGCUUAACAGCAAAGCUAACAAAAUAUCUCAUAUAAGCCUAUUUAUCUUUAAAGUUGUCCCUGUAACUUAACUUUCGGAAAUAAUAACAAAAGUAAAUAACCCUAUAUUUCCAGAACACUGUAAUUUCAAGAUCUUCUGUUAAAUGCAACUGAGAACUGGAAGUUUCCUGUUUUUGCAUCAGUCUAUAUAUUAAGGUUACAAAUACAAUUUUGAAGCUUUUAUGAAAUAGUCUUUAAUAUUUCAGCAAUAAUCUUAUGUGUCACUUGUUUAAAACUACUUUUUUCCUGUACAAUUUUUAAACUGUACAGGAUUUUGGAAGUCAUUGCAAAGUUUGACCAACUAAAUAUACGAAAACAUUUUUUGUAGAGAUAUAAAAAUAAAAAACCCCAAAACCCUGUUGUAUAUUGGCUUUAGUUUUGUUUUUUUUUGCUUUAAAAUUGGAAACUGCCUCUUGUCAAACUCUGUGUCCCACUCACUAUUGACAGAGAUCAGGAAAACACUUGUUUACAGAUGCUGUCAAAAUUUAAACUGGUGUACAACAAAAUACAUUGAGAGCAGUUACAAGGUUUUGGCCAUCAUCAUUUCUCAUUUCAGUGCUUGGGAGAAGAACCACAAACACACCUAUGUGGGAAAAUAGGAAACAGAUAUGGAAAAAUUAAACAAUUACACUCUUCACACAAUUGUUUUUAUUUUUUCAGAGGUUUACACCUUUUGUGUUCUGUAAUAAAUGUUUGCAUUUAUAAUGUUCUUUGUAUGAAUGCAUACUCCUUAUUUAUUUUUUUGUUACAUUUAUUAUAUAUGUUACAAGCAUUUACAGCUCCAUUUUUAAAUAAAGUGUUUCUGGAACUUUAUACAAUAACUUGAUAUACAUGUGUGAUUAACUGUGUGAACCAGUAAAUGUUCAUGAUGUGCUUUGAAUCAAGUUCAAUAAUUAUGAAGGGAUAUUUUCCUAAAUGUACUGUGUGUUUUGUGUCUGAGAAUUAAUUUUGCUGAAUUUUGGACAAUGUUUGUGCAAAGGACAAUAAAACCACUUUAAUUCUACAA
Podarcis raffonei (Aeolian wall lizard) is the source of this 7365-nucleotide messenger RNA. RefSeq names its product centrosomal protein 170 (gene CEP170). The coding region runs from base 199 to 5220 and encodes 1673 amino acids. The record is from RefSeq and is a predicted model, not a curated record. Gene Ontology annotation, molecular function: protein binding. Gene Ontology annotation, cellular component: centriole. Lineage: Eukaryota; Metazoa; Chordata; Lepidosauria; Squamata; Lacertidae. The transcript is spliced from 20 exons.